GACGAGAUAAGUUCGCUUUUUCAAUGUUCUCUGCCUGUAUUGUGAUUAUCACGCUGUGCGUUCUGCUAAAAUGGCUGAAUAAGAUCAACGAGGAGUAUUACAUUCUAUCCUUCUUCGCGCGAAGAGUGCGUGCCAAGGAUGAUCGAUCCGUAGAGAGCAUUGCGCCUAUACCCAAAGGCCGCACAAUCUUUGGAAACUGUUUUGAUUUAUACGGAAAAGACGGCGUGGGUAUUUUUCAGUAUUCCCGCAUGUUGGCUAGGGAGAUGGGCAGCAGCUAUCUGAUAUAUUCCUUGGGCGCACCCAUAUAUAGCAUCAUCGAUCCUGUCAACGCUGAAUUUGUAUUGAACAAUGCGAGUCUUAUAACAAAGGCCACGAUAUACGACUUCAUGCAGCCAGCCCUGCGCACCGGACUGCUGACCUCCACAGGUAAAAAGUGGCAGACACGACGUAAGAUGAUAACGCCCACAUUCCAUUUCAAUAUAUUGGGUCAAUUUAUGGAAAUCUUUAAAGCGGAAAGUCAAAAGUUUGUGAGGCGAUUCGAGAAUCAAGAGGAGAGUGUUAUCUCAAUAAGUGAGCAUAUUCCCAGAUUUACGCUCAAUAGCAUUUGUGAGACCGCAAUGGGAAUAAAUCUGGAUGAUCUGACAGAGAAGGGCGAUCGUUAUCGUGAGAACAUAAAAAUGAUCGAGAAAUGUUUUAUAAAACGUAUUAGCAAUCCGCUUUACUAUAAUAAUACAAUGUACAAACUUCUUGCUGCCAGCGAGGAUGCGCCAUUUCUGAAGGUGGUUCAUGAAUUCUCUAGCGAUAUUAUUGCCAAACGUCGAGUUCUCUUAAAGGAGGAGCUAGACGAAAGACGUAAGAAUCAAUUGGCAGACGAUGACAUAUACAUCAACAAGAAACGGCGCUUUGCCAUGCUGGACACUCUUAUAUGUGCUGAGAAGGAUGGUCUGAUUGAUCAUGAUGGCAUCUGCGAGGAGGUCGACACUCUUAUGUUUGGAGGCUUCGAUACAACAUCUAUGAGCCUGAUCUUCACACUUAUGCAUUUGUCCUUGUACGAGGAUAUGCAGGAACUAUGCUAUCAAGAGAUAUCGCAGCACAUAGAUGAUCCCAGCGAUUUAGACACUAAUCAGCUGUCCAAUCUGAAGUAUUUAGAUCGCUUCAUAAAGGAAACAAUACGCAUGUUUCCUCCUGUGCCGACUAUGAGUCGACAGACAUUACACGAAACAGAACUGCCAAAUGGACUCAUCUUGCCUGCCCGUACGCAAAUAUCCAUGCACAUUUUUGACAUACAUCGCAAUCCCAAAUACUGGGAUUCGCCGGAAGAGUUUGAUCCUGAUCGUUUCUUGCCAGAGAACUCCGUAAAUAGGCAUACUUAUGCCUAUAUACCAUUUAGUGCGGGUCAGCGAAAUUGUAUUGGUCAAAAGUACGCAAUGAUGGAAAUAAAAACGCUAGUGAUAUUUAUUUUGAAGCGGUUUCAGAUUUUGCCCAUUACUGAUCCAAAGGAACUUAUUCUUCAUAGUGGCAUUACCCUAUGUGUUAAAAAUAAUAUUAAGGUAAAGCUAGUGCUGCGAAAAUAAAUUGGAAAAAAUCGAAA
Molecule: messenger RNA, 1591 nt
Organism: Drosophila novamexicana
Lineage: Eukaryota; Metazoa; Arthropoda; Insecta; Diptera; Drosophilidae
Product: cytochrome P450 4p1-like
Exons: 7
Coding region: 24-1574 (516 amino acids)
Molecular function (GO): iron ion binding; heme binding; oxidoreductase activity, acting on paired donors, with incorporation or reduction of molecular oxygen
Source: RefSeq, a predicted model, not a curated record